AAGGACUAUGAAGGGGACUGUACAGUACAUGGACCUCUCCUCAUAGUUGCAGACACACAGGAAACACCAGGACGCUUGGACAGGGCAUGGAAAACAAUGCCCAUUGGUCUAGAGAUUGAGGAGUCUGGAAUCCCAGGAGCUGGACUUGGAGUUUGGGCAUCUCAGGACUUGGUUCCACGCACCUGCUUUGGGCCGUAUGAGGGAGACACAAUCAAAGAUGAGGCCACUGCUCAAAGAUCAGGAUACAGCUGGCAAAUACACACAGAUGGACAACCUUCCCACUUUGUGGAUGGCCACAACUGCAGCACGGCCAACUGGAUGAGAUAUGUCAACUGUGCUCGUACAGAGGAGGAACAGAAUCUGACAGCAUUUCAAUACAAAGGUCAUAUCUACUACAGAGUGUACAAGGAGAUUGGUGUGGGUUCCGAGCUGCUUGUAUGGUAUGGACACAAGUAUGCUAAGAACCUUGGUAUCAAGAGGCAACUUAAACUUACGGAGGGCCACACAGAAGAUAUGUACCCAUGUGAUACCUGUGACCUUGGUUUCUCAUCUGUGGUGUUGUUGUGGAAACAUCUGGAGAAGAUGCAUGGAGGGAGACUGACAGCUAAGUUGAGGUUCAUAGUAAACACUCAGGGCGUUAACAUCCAUGAGUUUUUUGAGGAGAUAGAGAAACAGAAGAGUGACGCAAAGGGCAUUAACAGUUCUGACGUUAUGGUGAAGACAGAGCCUGAAGAAGAGGACAACAACAGUGACAUGAAUGAGGACAGAAACACUGGAUGUGAAGAAGAGUCAACAGAAACAAAUAGUCCCAAGAAACAGAAGAGUGACGCAGAGGGCAUUAACAGCCCUGACAUUGUGGUGAAGACAGAGCGUGAAGAGGAGGACAACAACAGUGACAUGAAUGAGGACAGAAACACUGGAUGUGAAGAAGCGUCAACAGAAACAAAUAGUCCCAAGAAACAGAAGAGUGAUGGAAAGGGCAUUAACAAACAGCAGAACGAUGAGCAAAUUUUUCAAUGUGACAAAUGUGGGGAAGAAUUCAAUGCUCAAAGUAAACUGAAAUCACACAUGACGCUUCACAAAGAAACCCAGGCUUUUCCAUGUAAAGAGUGCGGGAUAACAUUUACACAAUCAGCCCACUUGAAGACACACAUGAGGCAUCACAAUGGAGUAAGACCGUUUUCUUGCAGAGAAUGCAAGAAAACAUUUACGCGAUUAGGAACCCUGAAGUCACACAUGAUGCUUCACAGCGGAGAAAGACCGCAUUCAUGUACAGAAUGUGAGAAAACUUUCACUGAACUUGGUCACCUAAAGACACACAUGAGGCUUCACAGUGGAGUAAGACCUUAUCCUUGUACGGAAUGUGAGAAAACAUUUACACAAUUAGGCCACCUGAAGACUCAUAUGAGACAUCACACUGGCGAAAGACCUUAUUCUUGUACAGAGUGUGGGAAAACAUACACACAGCUAGGACACCUCCAGAAACACAUGAACCAUCACAGUGGAGUUGAGCCUAUUCCUUGUAAGGAAUGUAAGAAAACAUUUACAAAGACACGUGACCUUGAACAACAUGUCAGACUUCACGGGGUAAAACCUUUUGAGUGCACUGAGUGUGAGAAAACAUUUGUACAAGAAGCUUAUUUGCGGAAACACAUGAGAUAUCACAGUGACAUCAGAUCACAUAAGUGUAAUGAGUGUGGGAAAAGCUUUGUGAUAGCUUCUGAGCUUAAAAUGCACAUGAGGUAUCACAAUGGAGUCCGACCUUAUCAGUGUGGCGAGUGUGGAAAGGCAUUUGCACAAUCAGGAGCCCUUCGGAUACACAUGAGGAGCCACAGUGGUAUUAAACCUUACAAAUGUUCUGAAUGUGCGAUGGCGUUUGUGAUAUCGGGUAGUUUGAAACAGCACAUGAUGGGUCACACGGGAAUCAAACCGUACGAGUGUGGUGAGUGCGGGAAGACAUUUGCAAAAUCAGGAAAUGUUCAGACACACAUGAGGAGCCAUAGUGUUGUCAGGCCGUUCGAGUGUGGUGAGUGUGGGAAGGUGUUCGUGGCAUCACGUAGUUUACAGAAACACAUGCUGUGUCACAUGGACGCCAAGAGCAAUACAUGUGGUGAGAGUGACGGUCCAUGUGAAGCCAAGCCUUAUAAAUGCGAUGAGUAUGGGAAAGAAUUUUCAGAGUCAUGUGACCUGAAGCAGCAUAUUCAUUGUCACAAUGAUGCCAAGUCUGAUAGGUGUGGGCAAGAAUUUCUUGAGUCAUGUGACCUGAAAACACAUGAGCAGUUUCACAGCGAUGCCAAGCCUUAUAAGUAUGACGAGUGUGGAAAAGAAUUUAAAGAGUCAUGUGACCAGAAGCAUCAUCGGCAGAGUCACAUUGAUGCCAAGAGUAAUACGUGUGAUGAGAGCAGGCAAGAAUCUAAAGAGUCAUGUGACCUGAAGCAUUAUCGGCAGAGUCACAUUGAUGCCAAGAGUAAUACGGAGUGAUGAGAGCAGGCAAGAAUCUAAGGAGUCAUGUGACCAGAAGCAUAAUCGGCAGUGUCACAUCGAUGCUCCUCCUUAUAGGUGUGACAAGUGCGGGCAAGAAUUUGAAGAAUCGGACAGCCUCAUUUUUCAC
Molecule: messenger RNA, 2611 nt
Organism: Haliotis rubra (blacklip abalone)
Lineage: Eukaryota; Metazoa; Mollusca; Gastropoda; Lepetellida; Haliotidae
Product: zinc finger protein 665-like
Exons: 4
Coding region: 97-2481 (794 amino acids)
Biological process (GO): regulation of transcription by RNA polymerase II
Cellular component (GO): nucleus
Molecular function (GO): protein binding; DNA-binding transcription factor activity, RNA polymerase II-specific; RNA polymerase II transcription regulatory region sequence-specific DNA binding
Source: RefSeq, a predicted model, not a curated record